Limanda limanda (common dab) is the source of this 2045-nucleotide messenger RNA. RefSeq names its product S100 calcium binding protein V2 (gene s100v2). The transcript has 4 exons. Bases 225 to 539 code for a protein of 104 amino acids. The record is from RefSeq and is a predicted model, not a curated record. Lineage: Eukaryota; Metazoa; Chordata; Actinopteri; Pleuronectiformes; Pleuronectidae. Gene Ontology annotation, cellular component: perinuclear region of cytoplasm.
ACAAUAAGUGCAUUCAACCAUGAGGGUACAAACCUAGAACAACAAGUAUCAAGAAAGUACAAUUUUCUUCAAGGUAGCCAAACUACAAAGUGCUAGAACCUGUGGGAGGAUCCAGGACAGUUGCCAGCUGGGGACAGAGCAGCUCCACUGACACACAGCAGCAGCAGCAGCAGCAGAGGCAACAACAGGCAGCUGUAAACGCAGGAAGAAAACUCCCAGUCGACAUGUCUCAGCAGUUCUCAGACCUGGAGACGGCCAUUAACACGCUGGUCACACAGUUCCACUCUGCUUCAGCUGACAAUGGUCCAACACUGAAAACUGAUGAAUUCAAAGGACUUUUGUCCUCCCAGAUGCCAAACCUUGCCAAGGGCGCUGGCACAGAGCAGGGCCUGGGCAAGAUCAUGCGCGAGAUGGGUGUAGGUGAUGGAGAGGGCAUCUCUUUCAAGCAUUUCUGGAGCUUAAUCCAGUCAAUAGCCAGCUCGCAGCAUGGCGUCCUCAGCGGCCAGAAGGGCACCUCAUGCAGCUGCAUCCUUAUGUGAAGAGCAGGCUUUCAGCCUAACACAUCAGCAAGCUCUGAGUUUCCAACCCGGAAUUUAACCAAACUCAGUAACAAUACGUAAAUCAUUCUCCUAUUCAGGUGUCGGACAGAAUACAAGGGUGCAAAGUUUUUCUGCUCACAACAAGCUGUUCUCAACAUGUAGGAUUACAAAAACAUUACAAGUUCUCAUGUUGUGGUCUCCAUCUGACUGGUUUCCAUAUCAUGCCCCUGCCUGUAUACUGCCCAGCUUCCUUUGCACCAGUUAAAGUACAAUUCAGGCUAGUUUAAAUUUCUGUGUCCUGUGAUGAUAAGCUAAACAAAGAAAGUUUCCGGAUCAAAAUGACCACAGGUAUCAGCAUCAAUGCUCUUAUGGCUUCAAUAUGUUUCAAACAUACAAUGUCAUUUAAUAACACACACAUGCACACACAAAUGUGUCCAACAUCAAUUUCAAUAUGCAUUAGUGCCACAUUGACCAUUUGGUGAGGAGUGAAGAUUCUCCUCUGUCUUAGAAUGUGCACGCUUGCUUUCUCUUGAUCUCAGGUGUACUUUAUUUCAAUCCUUUUUAUUUUUGUCUUGGUGUUGGUCUGAAUUGGCUAUAAUACCUCUGCGUUAACAUGUGGUCAGACUAGUGUGACACAUAUUUGAUCGGAAUUUGAAUUAACUGGUGCAAUAGGCCGCUGGACAUGAUUACAGUAAAUAUUAUCACUUUCCAUUAUUUACUCUAAUUUAGUUUUUAAUUACUUUUGAUUGAGGGUGCCUUCUGUCACAAAUAACUGUAGGGUGAAAUACCCAAAGUUAAAUAAUCAAACAGCUCACAGCAAUAUCUUAAAAUGGAGAAGAUCAUCAUUCACAAUUUUAGAAAAGGGAAUAAGAGCAGGGUCUUGUGGUGUCAGUUUUUAUCACUAGUUAACCACUUAAAUGCAAACCAUAUAGUUAAUCUACAGUAAUAUAGUAUAAUCAACUUUGCAUGUCAGACAUGUUAACUCAAGUCUUCACCAGGCACAGCUGUGCAUGCACCACCAUUUGCGUGAAGGCCAGAUCAUUAUAAAGAUAGAAGAACCACUGAUUGACUCUCAGAAACUUUACAACAUUUAAAUACAAUUCCUUUGUGACUCCAUAAUAAGUUAUUAUUGACAGUUCACAAUAUCUGUUAUGAUCAUAUCGUAAGCAUUAUGCCAAGGCUAAGGUAUUAGCCCUUUUCAGUGUAAACCUUGUCUGAAUCUAUGUUAUUGUAAUCAUCUCAAUUUAACCUUAUAUAUGUUUCAGUUUAGUGAAACUGAAACCAUUUUUUAAAAAAAGAUGUUAGCAUGUUAAUUCUGUUUCAUCUGGAGAAACCUCCCAAACAGAAGCAUCUAAACGUGUGGUUUGAAAGUUUCAAAUAAUAAUGCUUCAUCCUCUGUGAUUCAGCAAAUUCCUUGUAUUUAUAUUUUGUAAUUCUCUGUAUUCUGACCUUUGUGACACCAUAAAAAAAUUGUAUGUAAUAAACAUAUUAAAAAAAAUAAGUGGA